This is a messenger RNA of Batrachochytrium dendrobatidis JAM81, 720 nucleotides long. RefSeq lists its product as uncharacterized. The record is from RefSeq and is a predicted model, not a curated record. The transcript is spliced from 2 exons. The coding region runs from base 1 to 720 and encodes 239 amino acids. NCBI's taxonomy places the organism in Eukaryota, Fungi, Chytridiomycota, Chytridiomycetes, Rhizophydiales.
AUGAAACUAGCAAUUGCUUUGUCGUCAAUCCUGCUUGUUUGCUCUGUUACUACAGCUAACCCAGUCAAUCCCAGUGCAACUACAAGCGCUGAACCUAGUUCUUCUACAGCUGCUUUUACUACAACCACAGAUUCCUACUCUAAUUUUUUGCCAGCUUCUAGUGUACAGGCUAUAAAUUCAGUUGAUCUUAGUAAACUUUCAGAUGAUGAUAAAAGUUUGAUGGGAAAAUAUCUAGAAACGAGUGAAAAUCAUAAAAAGAUGAAGGAAACGCAGAGGCCAGCAGAAUCUAAAAUUUUUGAUCAAAAAGCAUUGAUAGAACGUCUGGAUGAAAAACAUACGAAACUAUUGGGUAAAUCUCACAACAACGGUGGUUUCGUAGAAGAGCUCACAAAGCGCCUGUUUGGAGAUGAUCUGGAUCAAUCAUCAAUUGAUUCUUACAUAGCGUUUAUAAAAUUUAAUCCCAGAUUUAUUGAAAGCAUCUACAGCUCUCUUAAUCGCACACCAGGCCAGCAGCCAGGAACCGAGCAAGCCUCUACUAGUGGAACCCAGAAUCAAUCACAAUAUCGUGAAAAUCCAUCAUCCAGUACACAUGAAGCUCCCAAAUCUUCUCGUCCACAAAAAAAGUCUCGUUCUCAUGCAAAGAAAGCUUAUACCAAAAUUAAGAGUGGACUUGGAUCAGGUCCGAAUCAAGACAAUACAGAUCGCGAACCAUUGAUUUGA